This is a messenger RNA of Gadus morhua (Atlantic cod), 321 nucleotides long. Its product is annotated as transmembrane protein 17A-like. Lineage: Eukaryota; Metazoa; Chordata; Actinopteri; Gadiformes; Gadidae. The coding region runs from base 76 to 321 and encodes 81 amino acids. The transcript is spliced from 3 exons. The record is from RefSeq and is a predicted model, not a curated record.
GAUAUCGAGGGAGUGACACAUGGCUCCCUAACACAGCACCCUUCUCCGGGUCGGUACCGUCCGGUCGUCACCGUCAUGCCGGUGUUCUUCUCCCCCGGGCCGCAGACGCUGCGCGCCGGGCUGUCCUACGUCGGGAGCGCCGUGUUCGCAAACAACCGCACGAUGGACAGCGACGUGGCUCAGGAGCAGGACGACAGAUCAGCGGUCCACGAGUUGGUGUCCCACCUGCCGCUCCAGAUGCUGCUCUACUUCAACAUGUUCUACUUCCCCUGCUGGGUGGGCGUCCGCUGUGGCCAUGCUCCACCUCAAGCCCUUGAGUAA